Molecule: messenger RNA, 324 nt
Organism: Fraxinus pennsylvanica
Lineage: Eukaryota; Viridiplantae; Streptophyta; Magnoliopsida; Lamiales; Oleaceae
Source: the annotation of a GenBank genome assembly
AUGAUGGGUGUACAUAGCCACAUGGGCCAUGUACCACGGGGUGCCAAGUGGCGCCUCCCUAUAGUUUGCAAUACCCCUGCCAAUGUUUCUCAAUGCCCUGCUCUCUUGAACUUGCCUCCAAAUUCACCAGAUGCUCAAGUGUUCUAUCAAAUUGGUACCAAUAAUAAUACUGCUAGCUCCCCAGUUUCAGGAGGACCAAAAAAUAAUGGAACCCCUGGAACAACGAGUGCUCAGCAAAAGAGUGCUGGUUUUUGCAUUGAAAACAGAUGGCUCGGCCUCGGAUUAAUCCUAUUGUGGGCUUUCACAUCAAAAUUGUUCCUGUAA